AGUGAGUGAUGCAAAAGAGGGAGAGGGACCAAAGCAAGCAGGGCGGAGCUGUUGGCGGCUCCGCCCCUCCCACGGCCAAGCGUGGCCGCCCAAUCGGCAGCGGAAGCAACAGCGCCGUCGCAGCAGCAGUUACAGCUUCGAUUGCUGGCGCCUCAGAUUCCGCUUCCCCUUCGACUCUUUUCGGUCCAUCUCUGCAGGUCUACUCCGCUUUCGCCGAGCAGAACAACAAAAGGAUAGUAAUGGCUCUUCAAAGUGGUCUGAAGAGUGAGUUGACAUGGGCUUUUAACGCUCUCACGUUGCUUUCAUUCAAGGAGAAAGAUGAAGUCCGAAGGGAUUCAACUCCUCUUGCCAAGAUUCCUGGAUUACUCGAUGCUCUACUUCAGAUUAUUGAUGAUUGGCGUGAUAUUGCCCUGCCGAGGGUUCUAACAAAGGCGCCAAGGGUGAGAUUGCUGGGCAACAAUUCUGUAGCUACGGGGUUUGGAAAUGAAUAUGAGUCCUUAACUUCGAGUGAUACCCUGCAUCCUAAUGGUGGCUCUGGUUUUGCGAACAAGGAGGUCUCUGUUGUACAGAAGACUGCUGCCAGGCCUCGCCCUUCUGGUUGGUGGUUUGAGGAAGAUGGCCUCUUCAAUCUGGACGAGGAAGGGCGAGCGGAAAAGCAGCAAUGUGCAGUGGCUGCUUCAAAUAUUAUUAGAAACUUCUCGUUUAUGGCUGAGAAUGAAAUUGCAAUGGGCCAAAAUCGUCAUUGUCUUGAAACAAUGUUCCAGUGUUUAGAAGAUUAUAUUACAGAGGAUGAAGAACUCGUCACAAAUUGCCUGGAGACAAUCAUGAACUUGGGUCCGUUGAUUGAUCUUCGUACAUUCAGCUCAUCAAAGCCUUCAUACAUCAAAAUCACAGAGAAACGUGUUGUGCAAGCCAUCAUGGGAAUUCUGGGAUCUGCUGUCCGAAGCUGGCAUUGUGCAGCUGCGGAUCUGCUUGGUCGCUUGAUCCUUAACCCUGAUAACGAGCCUUUCCUUCUGCCAUUCGUUCCGCAGAUGUUCAAACGGCUUAUUGAUAUUAUGAGCUAUCCAGCCGGCGAUGUUCAAGCCGCAGCAAUCGGCGCAUUAUACAACUUAGUAGAGGUUAACAUGGAUUGUCGAUUAAAACUCGCUAGCGAGAGAUGGGCAAUUGAUAGGUUGUUAAAGGUGAUUAAAGCCCCGCAUCCAGUGCCAGAAGUUUGUAGGAAAGCGGCGCUGAUUUUGGAGAAUCUCGUGUCGGAGCCACAGAACAAGCCCCUAUUGUUAGCCUACGAGAAUGUGUUUGCGGACAUGUUAUUCUCGGACACAAGGUACGCCGAUACUUUCGCCCGGAUAUUACAUGAACUGACUUCCCGACCGGGCAACAAAGUAGCAUCUGCUCGCGGUAUUUGGGGCAUGUAAGGAAGUUGUACUACUUAGCUUCAUUAGUUUUAUGUAAAGCUGUGUUUGACUUAACAGAUUGUGCCGAUAGCUCGGCUGUUGUAUUUAAGCAGAUAUAUAUUUAAUAGCUUUAGAAUUAUGUCAAAUUCGUCGAAUCAAAUAUUCCCUCCAUCACUCAAAUUUAGAGACGUUUCAUUUGUCCUCA
This is a messenger RNA of Andrographis paniculata, 1599 nucleotides long. Its product is annotated as armadillo repeat-containing protein LFR-like. Gene Ontology annotation, biological process: positive regulation of DNA-templated transcription; regulation of transcription by RNA polymerase II; chromatin remodeling. Gene Ontology annotation, cellular component: nucleoplasm; brahma complex; SWI/SNF complex. The record is from RefSeq and is a predicted model, not a curated record. The transcript has 8 exons. Lineage: Eukaryota; Viridiplantae; Streptophyta; Magnoliopsida; Lamiales; Acanthaceae. Gene Ontology annotation, molecular function: nucleosome binding; protein binding. Bases 9 to 1415 code for a protein of 468 amino acids.